This is a messenger RNA of Cuscuta europaea, 1331 nucleotides long. The record is from the annotation of a GenBank genome assembly. NCBI's taxonomy places the organism in Eukaryota, Viridiplantae, Streptophyta, Magnoliopsida, Solanales, Convolvulaceae.
UGGUGGAUCAGACUGAUGACGACGACGGCGAACUCCGUUGACUGAGGCGGACAGGCAAAUCUGUAGUAGCGAUCUAGCUUGGGUCUGCAGGGCUUGGGGUCGGUGAAUUUAAUUCGCUCGAUGAUCGGUGCAUCGGUAAGAAAGCCACGUGUUAAAGCCACACCCUUUUUUUUGCGUGACACUAUGGCCAAUGUGUGGAAGCCUACUAGAGGUGUUACUAUCAUUGAGAUAGGUGCACAAAGAUACCCGUUUCAAUUUUACAAUGAAAAUGAUAUGAUACGUGUGUUGGAGGAAGGACCGUGGACUUUCGAUCAGAACCCAAUCGUGCUUGCUAGGUUAAAGCAGGGUGAUCUGCCUUUGCAGAUGUCGUUGAAUAGGGCUGACUUCUGGUUACAGGUCCAUGAUGUACCAAUGGGAUUCUUUUCAAUUGAAAAUGCUAUCAAAAUUGGGAAUUUUGUUGGGAGAUUUGUCAAGGUGGAUGAACAGAAUUUCUCGAUGGAAUGGAACCCCUUCAUGCGAGUGAGGGUUAGUAUUGACUUGAACAGGCCUUUGAAGAGAAAAUUGUUCCUUCAAUCAGACGAAGGGGAAAGUUUUUGUGUUAAAUUUAGGUAUGAAAAAUUGCCUAGUUUUUGUUUUGCAUGUGGAAUUAUAGGUCAUUCAGAAAGGUUUUGCCCACACUACCCUGAUGGCAAGGACAGACGUGGAGGAUUUCGUUUCGGACCCGAACUGAGAGCUUCGAAAGGCAACGCAUCGGGGGGAGGGAACAAAUGGUUAGUCCCAAUUGGAAAAUGAAAAGAAAAAGAAGAUGGAUUAGGGAUGACUAGUUUGGAUGCAGAUGGAGGACCACAACAAGCGAAGGCUCAUACUCAGACAGGAGACAAGGGGGAACAGAAACGCAGAUGCGUGGAUCAUGAAGAACAAGGAAAAACACAAAAGGAUAUGGAUGUGGAGAUGCGCACUUCAAAAAACAGGGAGGGGGCGGGUUACAAUGCCCGCCUACCUUGCAAAUAGAAGAUGAGUUGGGGAAAGCACAAGGGAUGGAAGGUUAUAUCAUCCAUCGUCUGAAAGUUUAUUUUUGUUGCAAUUUUCUUUUUAUUCAGAACUCAUUUGUUUGUUUCUUUGUAUUGUUAUUUUCAAUAAGGGUGAGGGGAUGGUAGGUUGUUGUUUUUUGAGUAGUUUUUUUUAUGGAGGCAAUCAGGCUGUCACAGCCGCUAAUAGCUUCUUUGCUCUCACCGUUUCAGCGAUUAGUCUUGCUCCUAGUGGGGUAGAUUAUUCUAUGUUUGGGCAUGACGUGAGGGGGGCGAUAGGCUUUUGGUAUUGCGAGUCUACAG